Macadamia integrifolia is the source of this 1762-nucleotide messenger RNA. Its product is annotated as zinc finger protein GAI-ASSOCIATED FACTOR 1-like. Gene Ontology annotation, cellular component: nucleus. The transcript has 3 exons. The record is from RefSeq and is a predicted model, not a curated record. Gene Ontology annotation, molecular function: DNA-binding transcription factor activity. The coding region runs from base 94 to 1533 and encodes 479 amino acids. NCBI's taxonomy places the organism in Eukaryota, Viridiplantae, Streptophyta, Magnoliopsida, Proteales, Proteaceae.
GUCUGAGAAUUACCCAUCAAGGAAAAGUAGGAUCAGAGUUCUGGGUUUUGGUUCUAAUAUUCUUUUUCUAGUAUAAAUCUUCACAGGCAAGGCAUGCUACCUGCAACCAUGUCUAAUUCAACUUCUUUAUCUGAGGAAGCUAGUGUUUCUUCUGGUACUAGGUUUCAUGAGUUGAGUAGUAAUUUGAAUCCCGUGUUCCCCAAAAUAAAAAAGAAGAGAAAUCUCCCUGGUAACCCUGAUCCAGAUGCUGAAGUGAUUGCUCUAUCCCCAAAGGCUCUAUUGGCGACCAAUAGAUUUGUCUGUGAGAUCUGUAAGAAGGGUUUCCAGAGGGAUCAGAACCUUCAGCUUCACCGAAGAGGUCAUAACCUUCCAUGGAAGCUAAAGCAGAGAACAAGUAAAGAGAUGAGAAAGAGAGUUUAUGUUUGCCCAGAGCCCUCAUGUGUUCAUCACCACCCUUCAAGAGCUCUUGGUGACCUGACAGGCAUCAAGAAGCACUUCUGUAGAAAGCAUGGGGAGAAGAAAUGGAAGUGUGAGAAAUGUUCAAAGAGAUAUGCAGUUCAAUCAGAUUGGAAAGCUCAUUCGAAAACCUGUGGAACAAGAGAAUAUAGGUGUGACUGUGGAACCCUUUUCUCCAGGAAGGACAGCUUCAUCACUCACAGGGCCUUCUGUGAUGCCUUAGCUGAAGAGAGUGCAAGACUAUCCACAAACCCAUUGGCCACAACAACUAACCCAAACCCUACAACUCCUGUCUUCUCUCCUCCCUUCUCAUACUCAGCCCAGCAACGGCAUCAGCAUCAGCAACAGCAACAGCAACAGCAACAGCAGCACCAGCAGAUGAUGAUGAUGAAUCCUCCCCCUCCAACACGCAUCUCCCUCUCUUCAUGGGACCCACCUCAAAUCAAGGAUGAAAUCCAUAACCCUGAUCAUCAUUAUUAUCAUCAGAUCCCAAGCAUCUCAGCUUCAUCAGGAGUGAUCCCCGAACAGAUGAUGAUCACAUCACCGUUUCAGCAGCUAAACAUGAGCACCACCAACGGUAGUAACAGCGGAGUAGCUCAUUUGUCAGCCACUGCACUACUUCAAAAGGCUGCAAAUGUUGGUGCAGCUGCCAUUACAGGUGCUGCACUAGCUCAAUCAAUGGGUCACAUGGCGUCUUCCUCCAUCACUCAUCUGCUGAAGAUGGACGGCUUCACCACCACCACCACCACCACCACUACAAAAGUAGGUGAUCACAUGGGUGGUGCUGGAAUCUCGCCGGAGUAUAUGGGAUUUGGGUUAGGAAAUCUUGCAACUUGGCGGAAAAGUGACCGUCUGACCAGAGACUUUCUGGGUCUGGCAGAAGAGUGCUGUGGCGGUGACGGUGACUGUGGUGGCGGCGAUGAACGAAUGGAUGUCAACGUUAGAGAUGCGCUAUCCUUCAGUGGUGGAAUUGACUACCCACCAUAUGAACGCGACGGGUCAUUGUUACAGACCCCUACCUCUGGCUUUGGAUUUGCUGAGCAUUCAUCGGAGAGCGAAGCGUGGGGAGACUAUUGAAGCUUCAACCCUUCAACCGGUCGGCGAUUGAAGAAGAAGUGAGUAGGAAAUUAGAAGGAGAAAAGCUUUUUUUUUUUUUUUUUUCAAAGAAGGCGUAGUUAAUGGUAAAUUCCGGUGCUGGAGUCAAGACUAUAAUAACAAAUGUGUCAUUGUCUACAAUUUCAGGUAAAAUUACGAUAAUGCCACUUCUGUCUUAGGUUAUCCAAUCUUAGUUUUCAAUUUUGAAAAA